Molecule: messenger RNA, 3725 nt
Organism: Acanthaster planci (crown-of-thorns starfish)
Lineage: Eukaryota; Metazoa; Echinodermata; Asteroidea; Valvatida; Acanthasteridae
Gene: uchl5
Product: ubiquitin C-terminal hydrolase L5
Biological process (GO): ubiquitin-dependent protein catabolic process; protein deubiquitination
Cellular component (GO): cytoplasm
Molecular function (GO): cysteine-type deubiquitinase activity
Source: RefSeq, a predicted model, not a curated record
GGCUAAACCAAAAUUUGGAAAACAUUCCACAUGGGUUUAAUCCGCAGGGGUCAAAGGUAAAAAUGCAUAUGCAUUUUCGUGACGGUCAAAUGAGCAAACUAUGGCGGGUGGUUCGGCUGGAAACUGGUGUUUGAUCGAAAGCGAUCCUGCCGUUUUUACAGAGCUGAUCAGAGGGUUUGGAGUUACAGGUGCUCAGGUUGAAGAGAUAUGGACACUGGAUGAUGAAGCUAGCCUGGCAAGACUCAAACCAGUGCAUGGGCUGAUUUUCCUGUUCAAAUGGCAAGCUGGGGAAGAACCUUCGGGAGCCGUUGUGCAGGAUAGCCGAUUGGAGAAAAUAUUCUUUGCCAAACAGGUCAUAACGAAUGCUUGCGCCACCCAAGCCAUCCUGAGCGUUCUUCUGAAUUGCCAGCAUGAGGACAUUGACCUUGGCAAGAAGCUCAGCGAGUUUAAGGAGUUUACCAGCAGCUUCGACCCCACCAUGAAAGGGCUUAGCAUCAGUAACUCUGAAGUCAUCAGACAAGUGCACAACGGCUUCUCGAGACAGCAGAUGUUUGAGUUUGAUUCUUCCCUUGCCAACAAAGAUGAGGAUGCCUACCAUUUUGUCGGUUACAUCCCAAUCAGCGGCAGGUUAUAUGAACUGGACGGGUUGAAGGAGGGACCCGUCGAUCUAGGAAAGUGUGAUCCCGAUGACUGGCUUAAGACUGUCAAACCAGCCAUUGAACAAAGAAUAAAAAAAUACAGUGCUGGGGAGAUCCACUUCAAUCUCAUGGCGAUUAUCUCCGACCGGCGGAUGAUAUUUCAGCGCAAGUACGACAAGAUGAAAGCGCAACUGGACGCACUGGAGACGCAGGGUGAGGUCAUGGAAACUGACCAGUCAGCCAGCAAGCCGCAGACGGCUGCCAGCAUCCAAUCAGAGCUCGGCAGAUUGACCAUGCUUCUGGAGGAGGAAGACAAGAAAGCCAAAAGAUUCAAGGUGGAAAAUAUCAGACGAAAACACAACUACCUUCCGAUGAUCAUGGAGUUGUUAAAAGUUCUGGCCAGUAAAGGAGAAUUGCUACCACUCGUUCAGAAGGCCCAAGAGAAAGCUGCAGCUCAGGCCACGGAGACGGAAAAAGACAAGAAGGAAGCGGAGCCUUCAAAGUGAGAGCAUCCUUCACACCUUAUUCAUACACCCCUCUCCUUGGUUUUUUUAUCAAACUACCACUUCAGACAAGGUUCAGAUUAUCAUGUCGAUCUACAAGGACGUUUCUCUGUUUGAAUUUGUCAUUCUAGCCUUGAAUAGCCUAUCAUUGUUCUGGAACAGCAGGAUAUUUUGCCAGAGAGCAAUGUUUAUUCAGGAUUAGCACUGAUUGUUUCCAUGGCAACAACCCUGGGGUGUCCACUGGAAUACAGCCAAGUUUCUAUCCACAAAAAGGUCCUGUGACUUCUGCAUAUCAGGUAGAUCCAACCCCAGCCAACAGCCAGACUAAGUGGCAGUUACAAAACUAUCAAGCCUGACUUUCAAACCAACAUUCUUGAUUAUUUUUGCCUUUACUCAAACUCUAAAGCAUCUGCGUUAGGGGUUAAUUUUUUUCCCCUGGUGCAGUCACGAUGUCUGUGACCUUUCUGGAGUUGGCUCUUCCUCUCGUUUAUUUUCAAUACAUAUCUGUCUGGCACUCCAAUACAUGUUUGAGGUGAGCAAGGAGGAUUUCCUGCAAGAAGUGUGCAUUUGGGUUAUCACUUAUGUUUUCAGUUAUACAAUUGGGGAUCCAGCAUUUACAAAAAUGGGGGUGGGAAGCACUCAGCAAUUUUGAAAGUAGGAGCCCCAAGUAGGGGUGAAACCGAACUUAUAAGUGGAUGUACUUUUUUAAUGAGAAUUUCUGUCCUUAAAGUUAUUAGAUAGCCAGGGAAGGGCAAAAGAAGAAAAAAGAAACAAUGGAAAGAUAUCACUACCAAAAAAAGUGAAAAAACAAUUUAAUGGGGAGUGGGGUGUAUGUCAGGUGUGACACCCCCCCCCGUCUGUUAAUGAGCUCACUGACUGCAGUCCCAAUUCAUCCUCUACAGUGUCCCUCACUAUAGAAGUCAAUGUGUCAUAUACAUUGAAGAGCUGUUAAGGUGAUUUUCCGUUUUGACAUCAGAACCAUCGGCUCAUCCUUUCUGUCUGAUGUAAUUGAUCGAAAGGCAAUCCCAGUGCCAGCCAAUGUUUCGCAAUCAAUGUCCUGGCACUGGGCCAGGAUGUGCUCAGAACGAGGGCGGGUUGUGUAAGGCAUGCUCCAGUCCACUCCACCUUUAACAGAAACACCCCCUGAUUGGAUGAAAAGAGCCAUGUUUGUGGGGAGUGUCCAAUUUGUUGGUAGCCAUGCGACUACAACGUUUGCAUUUUCAUAGUCCUUUGUGAUGAAGUGAUUUGCUUGCCAUGAAAUAAGGUAUUUGGUGGCCUGUCGUGUCAAGAUUGGCAAGGCCUUCUGCGUAAUAUCUCUAUUAGAAAUACAGAUAUUACUAUUUCACGAUUUAAUGUUGACUUUGUGCAUCUUGAAAUAGAAUUAGAAAUACAGUGUAUCUCGAUUUUGGGAUUAAAUGUCAACUUUGCACGCCAUUAAAAACACUGUUGAUGCGCCUUUGAUCCAGAAUGUACGUCAGUGGGAACGGCAUUUCGCCAUGCUGACCCUUGACCCGUUCGCCAGAUCCAAGUACCUUAAGUGUUAAUCGCACAUAACUGUUUUGACAACUAAAUCUUGCAACUGUGCUGGUCACAACUUUGGAUAAUCAUUCAAAGAUUUAUUUCAGUUCUUUGACUUGCAUUGGGCUAAUUCACAGCAUACAUCGAUUACAUGUAUUGGCCAUUGUCCAAAUGACGUAGCUUGUAAAAAGCAGCACAUAAUUUCAGAUGCUAACCAACGAGCCAGAAAAACGCCUGUAGAGCCUAGGGGGAUUAAUUGGGGGGGGGUGUCACAGGUAUUACGGGAUCUGGAGGUGUCAGACACAACCUGAGCUCCCCUGAGCUUGAGAAAGCAGUGCACCUGUCAUUAAAUAGAUCUGGCACUAAACAUUGCUUCUAAGACACCCCCUUUCAAUGUCAGUGCUGUCUUCAUUUGCUGUGUGCGUUUAUUUUCGGAGCAAAUGCAUAGUGGAAAGCCUUACCAAUUCAUUUUUUGACGUUUUGUCUAAGGGGAUGCUUCUCCCCUACCUUAUCGUGACGCCCAUGGUCCUGAUAUUUUACAGCUUCAGAAUUAUCAGUUUUUGUUUGCUUUUCGACUUGGCGAUUUUGUGUCAUUGAUCGUGGCGUGCCUAUUAAUCAACAGCUUGAAUUAAUCGGUUUACAGAAGUUGGCAGCCGGUUUUACAGACGUUGUUAGAUAUUUGUGUUUGUUGUGGGUUUUCAUUUUAAUUCACCCGUGGCCUGUUGUACAGGUUGUUCUGUUUAUUCCUUGUUUGUUCAAGCGUUUGUAAGCAAGUGAAGAAUUCUUCAGCCUGAUUAUUGUGCCACAUGUGAACAACUGUACCUAAUGUGGAAAUAAAAAGCAACACGAUUUCUGCCACAGAAACCAACAAGAAAGAAUGAAUCCUAACAUAUUAAACUUGUAUAACGUCAGUAUUUAUGUUGCUACAGUAGGACUGGUAGUUUCCCAUACAUCUCUUUGGAUCGACCCAUGGAAGAAAAUUUAUGUUCUUUCUUCAACCUAUAAACAUGUGCCUGUAUUGCUCAAAGGCGUAAAUAAAAUAAUUGUAUUUCAGUGUUGAAUAACA